ACGUCACGUCGACCCCGCUCUCGCGAGAUCUGCGAGGUAACAAACCAUCCCGAGAGCCUUUGCGUUUCCUCUUUCCUGCCAGCGCCGGAGAAUGGGUAUCUCACGGGACAACUGGCACAAGCGCCGCAAGACCGGGGGUAAAAGGAAGCCCUACCACAAGAAGCGAAAGUAUGAAUUGGGGCGUCCGGCUGCCAACACCAAGAUCGGUCCGCGCCGUAUCCACACGGUGAGAGUCCGCGGUGGAAACAAGAAAUACCGUGCUCUGAGGUUGGAUAUUGGAAACUUCUCCUGGGGAUCAGAGUGUUGUACACGUAAGACCAGAAUCAUUGAUGUGGUAUACAACGCAUCCAACAACGAACUGGUCAGAACCAAGACUCUGGUGAAGAACUGCAUUGUUCUGAUUGACAGCACCCCUUACAGACAGUGGUAUGAAGCUCACUAUGCCACGCCGCUUGGACGCAAGAAGGGAGCCAAGCUGACCCCUGAGGAGGAAGAAAUCCUGAACAAGAAAAGAUCUAAGAAAACCCAGAAGAAAUACGAUGAGCGUAAAAAGACUGCAAAGAUCAGCACUCUGCUGGAGGAACAGUUCCAACAGGGCAAGCUGCUCGGCUGCAUAGCAUCCAGACCAGGCCAGUGUGGCAGAGCUGAUGGAUAUGUCCUGGAGGGCAAGGAGUUGGAAUUCUACUUGAGGAAAAUAAAGGCCAAGAAAGGCAAAUAAACGCGUCCCUACAACCGGUUCUCUUCAAUAAACCAAAAAAAUUUAACAAAA
Molecule: messenger RNA, 769 nt
Organism: Pseudophryne corroboree (corroboree frog)
Lineage: Eukaryota; Metazoa; Chordata; Amphibia; Anura; Myobatrachidae
Gene: RPS8
Product: ribosomal protein S8
Exons: 6
Coding region: 92-718 (208 amino acids)
Biological process (GO): translation; maturation of SSU-rRNA from tricistronic rRNA transcript (SSU-rRNA, 5.8S rRNA, LSU-rRNA)
Cellular component (GO): ribosome; cytosolic small ribosomal subunit
Molecular function (GO): structural constituent of ribosome
Source: RefSeq, a predicted model, not a curated record